This is a messenger RNA of Hordeum vulgare subsp. vulgare (domesticated barley), 1170 nucleotides long. RefSeq names its product myb-related protein B-like. Gene Ontology annotation, biological process: regulation of DNA-templated transcription. The transcript is spliced from 3 exons. Gene Ontology annotation, molecular function: DNA-binding transcription factor activity, RNA polymerase II-specific; RNA polymerase II cis-regulatory region sequence-specific DNA binding. NCBI's taxonomy places the organism in Eukaryota, Viridiplantae, Streptophyta, Magnoliopsida, Poales, Poaceae. Bases 1 to 1170 code for a protein of 389 amino acids. Gene Ontology annotation, cellular component: nucleus. The record is from RefSeq and is a predicted model, not a curated record.
AUGCCAUCGUCAGUUGACAUGCUGUUGAACCAAGAGCUGGCGGCGGCGGCGACAGUCAUAACAGCCGAGGCGGGAGGGCCGGUUGAAGGAUACUUACCAAGCUCUAGCCAUGUUUUCUCGCACUUCCAGCAAGCUGGCACUGCUCCGACCAGAGUUCUUGACAUGGGGUCUCCCGAUUCCAGCAUGGGCAUGUCUCCCUCCACCUUCGUCAUGCCGAUGGGCCCCCUCCCGAUCGUCGAUUAUGGCGAUGUUGCCGUCUCGGUGAAGAUCCCUGAGGUCUGGCAACAGAAGCCUUUCACCAAGAACAUUAGAGCGGUGACACUAUCCAAAGGAUCUUGGACGCAUCAAGAGGAUGGACUUCUCAAGAGAUUGGUGGAUAAGUAUGGAAAUAAAAGAUGGCAGGAGAUUGCAAAACACUUCCCAAGACGGAUUGGGAAGCAGUGUCGUGAGCGAUGGACAAAUCACUUGCACCCUGACCUCAAGAAUGAUGCCCCGUGGACCGAGGAGGAGGACAUGGUGCUGAUCGAGGAGCACAAGACCUUAGGGAACCGUUGGUCGAAGAUCAAGAAACGCCUCUCCGGCCGGUCGGAUAACUGCAUCAAGAACCACUGGAACGCGACAAAGCGGAGCCUAAACUCGACGCGCCGGUUCGGGAAGAGAUUUCCCCUCCUCGAGGAGUACAUCCGCAGCACGAUCACGGCUGAUGAGAACGCGGGGUCAUCGUCGCAGGGGUCCGCGCCGCCGUCUGGCCUCGGGAAUGGCGCCCAGGCCGUUCCAAGUGCCGCUGCAAUGCUGGUUGUCUCCAGCCCACCCGGGAUGGGUACGUACCUGCACCCAGGUAACGCGGCCGGAUCAUUGUCCCAAGGAGCGACGAUGAACAUGAGCUCGGCGCUGCCAGAGCUGAACGCCUACGGUGGUGAGAUGCAGGGGCGCUACCAGUACUCACCGUCCUUCGCGCCCAACAACAACCUGAUGCACUAUGGACCACAGCCGGCAUUUCAGCAGAUGUUUAGCGCUGGAGAUUGCCUGCAGGUGCAGGACGCAGGCGCGAACCUGGACAUGCUCCCGUUACUCGAGGUUCUCGGUCUCAGUGGCAGCUACUACGGCAGCCAGACGGGCCACACAAGCGCUGCUGGCAUCGGCGAUCCGGACGACAUCAACGUCGUCUAG